AUGUCCCGAACUGUAGCCUCCCCCAUUAAUAAGACCUUCGCCUUCCUGGCAAACCCUGCCCCCGUUGCGCCUGUUCAAGUAGUUCUCCCACUACCUGGCACCCAACCCACCACCCGCCGACGAUCCAACUCCGCCAUCAUUGCUUGGGCUGCUCUUGUUCAGCCAGGCUCACCUGCUCCACGUUCUCCUCAUCGUCGUGGUUCUAGCUGCUCUAGACGGCCAUCGAUUGUCUUUAGACGGCCUUCGAUUGGCAGCUCGUUUGUGAUUGUCAACCCUACUACACCAACAACUCCCUCAGUCAAGCAAGUUGACCUCACAAAACUUGGAUACUCGUCUGUUUUCAUCCACUGCCCCAUUACGCCUUCUACGCCAUCGCCUUUCCUCCAAAAAGCCGAUAAUUACGACCACAUUCCUGUUCCCCCAGUCCCAAUUUCCCCACCGCCACCAAAAGCCCGCAAGGGUCUCCGUCAUUUUCGGUCGCUGUCUGCGUUGACUCGUAGCCGCUCAAAAUCCGUCUCCUCUGACAUGCCAUCGACCCCCAAAUCCAGCACUCGGGCCCAAUUCUUCGCCGUCUCGAUUGCGAAACGCAAAAAGGCCCAGUACAAAUAUGUUCGACCUGCUCCCCUUGCAAACGAGCUUGCCAUGAUGCAAUUCACUGACGGCGGCAGUCUCGAGUCGCAUGCGAAGCGUGUCAUGGCCCACCAGGCCAAACUUACUGGUCCCAAUGCUGGGGUUGGCGAUGUUUUCCGUGAUGGAAACGGCGGGAUGUGGUGGGACGAAGAUGAAGAGUGGGAGUAUGCCCAUUUACUUGGAGGCGAAGAGCGGCUUGAAGGAAACGGUGAAUGGAUCCGGUUUGACGAGCAGGAGAAGGAAAACAAUGUUUCCUCGAUUGCUGGCGAGGAGCGUCGCGGGAGUGUUUCUACUCAAGACUCCGACCUUGAGCCACGCUACAUCGUCCAGCCUGAAGAGUUAGCUGACUACGUCCCGUUGACACUUCGCCGUCCGGGCAAGUCAGUUCUUGCUCUUCCUGCUCGUCGCACUGCUAAACAUUUAACCAAACCCGGUUAUAUCGUUGACGCGGCUUUCGGUGCGGUUACUUCCCCCGCCAACACCAAAACGAAAAAGGCCGGGCCUCGUCGCAGGCCUACUCCAUUGAAACUUGUUGGUCGUCCUUAUGCCCGAGCUCCGAAGACCGCCGAUGGCCGUGGCUCUUUUCUAGCCUCCUCAUUUACGCCUGCUCCGCUCCCCGCAUCUACACCGUUGCCAUUGUCACCUGUUACCUCUACCAUGGCUGCUAAGGCCAAGCCUUCAACCCUCAACAUGCGCUCGCUUUUCCGGCGCCGCGAUUAA
Messenger RNA from Mycena indigotica, 1350 nucleotides. RefSeq lists its product as uncharacterized. The transcript has a single exon. The coding region runs from base 1 to 1350 and encodes 449 amino acids. The record is from RefSeq and is a predicted model, not a curated record. NCBI's taxonomy places the organism in Eukaryota, Fungi, Basidiomycota, Agaricomycetes, Agaricales, Mycenaceae.